This is a messenger RNA of Aureobasidium pullulans EXF-150, 1305 nucleotides long. RefSeq names its product MFS monocarboxylate transporter-like protein. The coding region runs from base 1 to 1305 and encodes 434 amino acids. The record is from RefSeq and is a predicted model, not a curated record. NCBI's taxonomy places the organism in Eukaryota, Fungi, Ascomycota, Dothideomycetes, Dothideales, Saccotheciaceae. Gene Ontology annotation, molecular function: transmembrane transporter activity. The transcript has 2 exons. Gene Ontology annotation, cellular component: fungal-type vacuole membrane. Gene Ontology annotation, biological process: transmembrane transport.
AUGACGUCUUACGAGCCCAAGCACAACCGCACGCGCGAAAGCAUCUCGAGCUUCACAGCAGAUCGGGACGUCGAGAAAGAGCAAGAGCGAGGGUCAUACAAUCUUGAGCCUGCUCCCGAUGGCGGACUCAAAGCGUGGACUCAGGUCGCCAUGGCGCAUUUGACAAUCUUCAGCACCUGGGGAUGGGUCACGAGCUACGGAGUAUUCCAGGAGUACUACAGGACCUCGUUAGGCCUUGAUCCCUCGGCCAUCUCUUGGAUUGGCAGCGUCCAGAUCUUCCUACUCUUCUUCUUGGGCACGUUUAGCGGUCGCGCUCUGGAUGCUGGCCUGUUUCGUCACGUCUACUUCGCCGGCACAGUAUUCCAAUUAUUAGGCGUCUUUUCAAUGUCAGCCGCAACAAACUACUGGCAGUUAUUCUUGUCCCAAGGACUUUGUAUCGGCAUCGCUGGUGGACUGCAGUUCUGCCCUGCCAUGUCUUUGAUCAGCACCUACUUUGUCAAGAAGCGCUCGUUCGCCAUCGGCUUUGUCACAAUAGGAUCUUGCACUGGAGGUGUCGUGUUUCCGAUCGUCGUUCAACAGCUUCUACCGCGCAUUGGCUUCCCUUGGACCAUUAGAGUUUGCGGCUUCCUCAUGCUAUUCACCAAUAUUCUUACCAACCUCGUCUAUCGCACACGCCUGCCACCGCGCAAGGCAGGACCUAUCGUAGAGUGGAGCUCCUUCAGAGAACUCCCUUACGUGCUUUACUGCGCGGGCAUGUUCUUCAACUUUUGGGGCUUGUAUUUCGCUUUCUUCUACGUCGGCAGCUACGGUCGCAACAUUAUUGGCAUGAGUUAUCAUGAUUCUGUUGAUCUUCUACUGACUAUGGUCGCUGUCGGUUUCCUCUGGCGCUUAUUGCCAAACUAUUUCGCUGAUCGCAUGGGUGCUGUCAAUGUUAUGUUGCCAUUCACACUGCUCUGCGCGAUCAUGAUGUAUGCAUGGAUAGGCGUUCACUCCAAAGCAUCUCUCUUCGUCUUUGCUGCCAUCUACGGCUCUGGAUCAGCUGGUCUCCAGUCUAUGUUCCCGGCCGGCCUGUCGAGUCUUACCACAGACAUGAAGAAAACUGGUGUUAGAAUGGGGAUGGGCUUUACAAUCGUCAGCUUUGCCUGCUUGACCGGACCUCCCUUGGCCGGCGCUUUGAUAUCGAACAACGAUGGUAACUACCUGCCUGCGCAGAUCUGGGGUGGAACAUCGUUCCUCCUGGGCGCGUCACUUCUGACAGCUGCGCGAACGGCCAAGGUAGGAUUCCAUCUUAAGCAGAAAGUGUAA